CUGAAGCUGUGCUCAGAUGGGCUGUGGCUCCGCAGCAUCUCUUCCUCCAGCCGGAAGGAGGUGUGGCUUCACUUCCGCUUGAGCUCGCGACGCCGAAGUAGGUAGCGCAGAUCUCCUCCGCUUUGUUCUCUACACGGUUUGUGACUCGCUCUACUACAACGGCGGUCGAGGACAAAGGAAACGAAGACUAAGAUUUUGAAGCUUUAAAGUGUCUACAUGGCCGUCAGAAGAGGACACAUAAGAUAUUUAAAAGUUUGUGAGGUUCAGAACCAGGGUAAUGACAGAGACUCACACAAGGGUGGCAGCUCAGUAAAGCAGGAAGAAUACGACAUGCCGAAUGGUUACGAGGACCACAUGGGCGAUGAGCCGAGCGAUGCGAAAACCAACCUGAUUAUCAACUACCUGCCUCAGAACAUGAGUCAGGAGGAGCUUCGAAGUCUCUUCAGCAGCAUUGGCGAGGUGGAGUCGGCCAAACUCAUAAGAGACAAGAUGGCAGGCCACAGUUUAGGGUACGGAUUUGUUAACUAUGUUAACCCUAAUGAUGCAGAAAGGGCAAUCAAUACACUCAAUGGCCUGAGACUACAGUCUAAAACUAUCAAGGUCUCAUAUGCCCGGCCAAGCUCUGACAGCAUCAAAGAUGCCAACCUGUACAUCAGCGGUUUACCCAAGACCAUGGCGCAGAAGGAUGUAGAGGACAUGUUUACCCAGUAUGGGCAUAUCAUAAACUCCCGCAUACUGGUCGAUCAGGCUUCUGGUCUGUCGCGUGGAGUUGCAUUCAUUCGUUUUGAUAAGAGGUCUGAAGCGGAAGAAGCCAUCAAGGAUCUUAAUGGGUCCAAACCAGCUGGUGCCUCUGAACCAAUCACAGUGAAGUUUGCUGCCAAUCCAAACCAGACCAAGAAUUCCCAGCUGCUCUCUCAGCUGUACCACACUCAAUCCCGUCGGUUCGGUGGACCUGUUCAUCACCAGGCACAGCGCUUCAGGUUUUCACCCAUGAGUGUUGACCACAUGAGCAGCGCCUCUGGUAUGAAUGUGUCAAGCAGCUCUUCCUCUGGAUGGUGUGUCUUCAUCUACAAUUUGGGUCAAGAUGUAGACGAAGGCAUCCUGUGGCAGAUGUUUGGUCCGUUCGGCGCUGUCACCAACGUCAAGGUCAUCCGUGACUUUAACACCAACAAAUGCAAAGGGUUCGGGUUUGUUUCCAUGACAAAUUACGAGGAGGCAGCAAUGGCCAUUGCCAGCCUGAACGGAUACCGCAUGGGAGACAGAGUCCUACAAGUGUCAUUCAAAACCAGCAAGUCUCACAAGUAAAGGGACUGGGGGGUUUUUUGUGUUGUAAGAGAACCUGAAAGAAGGUUUGUUCUGAAGAUUUCAGUUAUUGUUGACUGUCUACAUAAACAUACUCAUACAUUUGUGUUGGGGUGAAAAAAGUGCUAGUGUUUUACUCUGGGGGUUGAGAAAAAAAAAACCUGGACAAUUUAAAAGUUUAAGAUAUAUAUAUAUAUAUCUGAAGUUUUUUUUUUUUUUUUUGGUAAACUGUUAUGAUGCCUUAAAGAUAUCAUGGCAUUGUCGCUCUUUCCUUUUUAAUCCCUCUUCCCUUAAUCACACUGGACUUAUUGGUCCCGUUUUCUUCAUUAUAUUAUAUUGUGAAAGCUUUUAGCUUUAUUGUCAGUACAAACUACACAUCCCCACCUCUUAAAUAGUGACUAGUCCCAUUCUUCAGUGCUCUUGCUCACCCAUCUGUAAGGUAAAAGAACGUUGGAAGGACCAAAGAACUCGGAGUGUAAAGCAUAUGCCUUUAAGUUUUAGUUCUCCUGUUUGGAAGUUAAAUCUAAGACUGCAAGUGUUGUCAUCUAGGAUGUCUUUUUUUUUUGUCCCCCCCCACUGCAAUUUGCAUUUGUUUUUUAAAUCAAGUUCUUUUGUUUGAUAUUAAAGUUUGUUUUGCAUUUAACAGCAUGUUUCUUUUUGUGUUUUGUCUUGUUUUAUUUGGAAGGAGCAUUUUAAAAUAUUUUUUUCAUGAUCUUUUUAAGCGGCAUUGAAUUCACUCCCCACAUCGUGUUAAAGGUCUGGGACGUUUCUGGAUGAAUUUGAGUCUGAUAGGAGCAGAGUUGUAGGCACAUGUCUGAAAGUUGUCAGUCUAGAAUUACACAUUUGCUUGCGGUGUUUGCUGAAUUUACAUUAAUAGUGCAUUUUAAUGUAGUGUUUAUUCUGUACUUAGUCAAUCCUAAAUGCAGCUUUGUACAUUUUAACGUGAAAUUUGAAACUGCUUUUUGAGACCUUGUCAUGUAAAGCCACACUAAGGUGAAGAAUUGUAUUUAAUUGUUCUCUAGAUAUCACACGGUACAAGUAAACAUCCGGUUUGCAGAUCAGCACUAUACUUGUGUGCAUGUUCAUUUGUCGGUAAGUUGGAUGUUGGUAAUUGUACACAUCAUGCUUUGGGUCUUUACUGGUAGUGUGACCUAAAGUCCUGUAGCAAGAUGUUCCAUGUCUUUCAUUCAAAUAAAUGCCAUUGUUUUGUUGUAAAAAAAAA
Sinocyclocheilus grahami is the source of this 2524-nucleotide messenger RNA. Its product is annotated as ELAV-like protein 1-B. The transcript is spliced from 8 exons. The coding region runs from base 217 to 1305 and encodes 362 amino acids. Gene Ontology annotation, molecular function: RNA binding. The record is from RefSeq and is a predicted model, not a curated record. NCBI's taxonomy places the organism in Eukaryota, Metazoa, Chordata, Actinopteri, Cypriniformes, Cyprinidae. Gene Ontology annotation, cellular component: ribonucleoprotein complex.